Messenger RNA from Leptopilina boulardi, 1105 nucleotides. It is a transcript of the gene TBC1d7, whose product is annotated as TBC1 domain family member 7. Bases 110 to 1003 code for a protein of 297 amino acids. NCBI's taxonomy places the organism in Eukaryota, Metazoa, Arthropoda, Insecta, Hymenoptera, Figitidae. Gene Ontology annotation, biological process: activation of GTPase activity; negative regulation of TOR signaling. Gene Ontology annotation, molecular function: GTPase activator activity. The record is from RefSeq and is a predicted model, not a curated record. The transcript has 5 exons.
UGUCGAUAAGUUAGUUAACUUUAUUUCCAAUAAACGAAAAAAUACAAAGAAUACAAAUUUACCGAUCAUUUAAAUGACAAAUUGUGUUUUGACAUUUUAAAUUUGAAGAAUGACAGAUGAACGAAAUUUUCGCUCCUCAUAUUAUGAAAAGGUUGGAUUUAGAAGUGUCGAGGAGAAAAAAUCAUUAGAAAUAUUAUUGAAAGAACGUCCAUUAGAUAAAGGGAAAUUAAAGCAGUUUUGUUUACGAUUUACAGUUCCUGCAAUACAUAGAAAUUUUUUAUGGAAAAUUUUAUUAGGAGUUAUUCCAGUUUAUGAAGAUAGUCAUGAUUUUGUUAUGAAACAACGUAAAGAUGAAUUUGAAGAUUUAAAGAAUACAUUGAUUAGUGCAAAAGUUAUAGACGUUACAACAAAACCAUCACAAGUAUUUUUUACAAUGUGGCUUUUGAGGAAUAAACGAACGAAACUUGAUAUGAACACACAAAUAGAUUUGCAACCAUUUAGAUCAAUGAACAAGAUGGCAAAAAGUUUAUGGAAUGUUAUGAGUAUAGAUUAUAAUAAUGAGAAAUCGGUGGAUAUUUAUUGGGUAUUGAGCGGUUUUCUCGAUCACAUUCAAAAAUUUCAAAAAGAUGUUGAUCGAUUGAAAGAAUGUACAUGCACUGUUUUGGAACGAGAAGAUUUAGAAUUAUAUAAUCAUCUAAUUGAAAUUGAUGCUCUCAAAUUUCUUCCCUAUGAAGCUUGGUUUCACUCAUGUUUCGCAGACACAAUUAGUGAUGGUUCCAUAACGAAAAUUUGGGAUAAAAUUGCUGUAGGAGCCUAUAAAAUUUUAGUAUUUGUUGCAAUUGUAAUUUUAACUACUUUGCGUCGAUUUUUACUAAAAUGCAAAACACUCGACAAUGUUCUCGAUACAAUUCUCAAUAUUACUGAAGAAACGUCUGAGGUAAUAGUCAAUAAAGCAAUUGAAUUAUGGCAACAAAGUGGAUCAAAUGUUGUACAAAAUACUUAAAAUAAUUUUAAUAUUCAACACUCAAAAUCAUGGCUGUAUAAAUAUUAUCUCAUUAAAUUCCUAAACUAAAUUAAUAUAUUGCAAAUAAAUUGUUUUUUUUUA